Lymnaea stagnalis (great pond snail) is the source of this 4288-nucleotide messenger RNA. NCBI's taxonomy places the organism in Eukaryota, Metazoa, Mollusca, Gastropoda, Lymnaeidae. The record is from the annotation of a GenBank genome assembly.
GUAGCAGACAACUUGUUGCUGACAGACGACUAUUGUCCGAUCACAUUCACAUGCACUCAAACCAUUUAAGCCUUAAAUAUAAACAUAAAUAUACUUGAUCAUAUAGUAUUUGUGUCAAUUUGUUUCUUCUUUCAUGAAAUAAAUCUUGCCGCAAGAAGACACAAUGCCAACUUUACGAGGAAAUAAAAGAAAAACGGAAGGUAAGAUUGUUGUUAGAGUCUACUAUUACUACUACUACUACUAGUAAUUAAAGUAUACGUAGUAAUAACCGUAGUACUACUUUAAUUACAAAAUUCAAUAUUCAUAAAAUUGCUGUCAUCCACCCAUCACAGUGUAACGAUGUGUGUAGACUUCGCAGGAUGAGAUACACAGGAUGGGAUUAUUCUUUUAGAGUAUAAGUUAUAAGCUGGUUCCCUACGCCUACAGCCUAUGGCCUCUCUCCACGCUGCUGGAUAACCCAAGGGCGUCGCAGAAGUUGGCGGAAUGUUUCAUUGUGCCAAUGUUAUCUGCCUUCUGGACUCCAUCUCUGGGUUGUAAUUCAGAAUUUCCUUCUCUUAGAUAUGUUGCCAUCCAAGGUUAACCAGUCCCAUCCACCCGGGGUGCUGGUGAUGUUCUUAGUUGCUUUGGCUUUGACUUUGGACCAUAAACUUGAGAUUGGCUCAGUUUAGACCAGUGGUUCCAAAACUUUUAAGUUUGGCGGACCAGUAAACAAGUUUUGAAAUUUUACCAGGGACCGGUGCAUGAUAUAUUUUUAUACUUUUAUUUCUAUUUGACAAUAAAUAUUUAUGUUAUGGGCAUUAGGCAUGCGGACCGGUGAAGGUACACUGACCGCCAUCUGGGGACCACUGGUUUAGACCACUUGGCCACCCAAUAUCAUAAAAUAAUUAUCAUACUAUUCAUACAUCAAUUUCAAUAAUAGCUGCGGUAAAUAAUGCUAUCAAUUUAUUAUUUUUCCCAUGCACUAGCUACUCUGACAGAUCAUUGACAACUUAAAUGACUUAAUUAUUUUUUACCAGUUGCCCAGCUAAUUUUAUAUCAAAUUUCAUUUCAUUAAAAUGUAUAGUACGAGUAUCAUAAAUUGUUAUAGAGUAGCAAAACAGCAAUUGUCAAUUGUUAAGUUGGUAACAUUGAUUAAAUUCAAGUAUGAAACUAUAUUACUUAUUUCUUAUUAAUUAUUGAUCUCUUGUUUUUUAUGUUGUGAGGAUGUUUACCUUUUCUUGUCAGAUGACGAUAAUUUGAAAGCAACAGCAAAACCUAAACAAAAACGUGGAAAACAAGCAGUCAGCACCAAUGAUACGCUAGGGUAACAAUAUUUUUUUUGAAUUCCUAUUUUGUUUACAAAUAUAGCCUAGUGGUUAUGUUUUUUGUAGUUUAAUUUUAACACACUUCUUAAAAUUAUUGUGAAGUGAUAUCAAUGUCAAAGAGGGCGUCAUGGUAGCCGAGGAGCGAAGAAUGGAAGAGGCUGCAGACAGAAGAGCUAGGAGAAAGGCCAAAACAUUUAGAAGCACGGAACUCGUGUGUAAAAACUGUGGUAAAGACUGUCACUCAAGGAUAGGACUGCACAGCCACUCGAGAAAAUGCAACCCAACCCAAUGGUGAUGCACCAUCGUCUCACGAGACGGAAGGAUGCCGAUAUCAAUGUGACAUAGAUUGAAAUUAGAAUAUUUCAAAUGUGAAGAAAUAUAUGCGAUAUAUAUUACUUGACAUACUUUUAUUUUUAGACACUAAAACAGAUUGUUGAUUAUUGAAUUUUAUUUGGCAUUGCAAACAAUAAAGACAAUUUGUAAAUAGCGGGACUGUAAAGAGUGACCUUUUUCCCCUUUAUUUACUUUGUUUUUUUAAAAUCUUUUUCUUUACUUCAACUCAUUUAAUUCUCAUCAAAAUCUUUUUAAUGGUUUUAUCUUCUCUAUUCUCUGCUUUGUUUUAAGGUUAGCUGAAGUCCAAAAAGAUGGCAACAAUCCCAACAAAAGUGGAUCAAUACAACUUGUGAAAGAUAUUACACAAGAAAGUCCAGCCAAAGGGAAAGAUGACAUGGCAAGUGCAGUUAUGGGUAAUAGAAGCCUUGACACUCAAACUAUACCUGAGAACCUUCAAGAAUCAUUUCAUGCAACAAAUCCCCAGCAAAUCUAUUUAGAAUCAAAUCAGCAUAAAGUUAAGCUAUGCAUGGAAAUCGAUGAGAUUUUAAAUAAUGAUUGCACAGAAACUGCCGUGACGGUGUCACCAGUUGAAGUUACAAGUGGAGCAUCAUCAAGUCAGAUGGACCUAAAAGUAGAGAAAGUCAUAACUUUAAAUAGUGAGCCCGCUCCUGAAGAAAAGAAAAUGGAAACAGAAAAUAGUGAUGAUGUUCAAAUCAAAGAGGCGACUUGUAGUUUGCCUUUAUUAAUGAACAAUGACCCUCCUCAAAAAAAUCAUCUUAGUAAAGUUCAAGAAUUAGUUUCAAUGGACAAUGAUAAGGAGGUGCCAUUCAGUAACGACAAUGACUAUAAACCAGAGUCUGUAGAUGAAGUAAACAUUCAACACCAUCAAAAAAUAUCUUAUGACACCGACAAGAAAGAAAAAGUCACAAUGAGAGGAGAUGAUAGUGAUGUUGCAUCUAUAACAUGUAAUUCCAGUACAGCAGAAGACAAAUGCAACAACAUAGCAGUUCAUGGUGAUGAAACAGAGGGGCCAGGAUUGCUACAACAAUUAGGAGAAGUGAAAGAUGCCCCAAUGACAGCUCAGUUCCAGCCACAUGAUGCUUGCAUUAUUAUAGAUCAAAAAGACUUCUUGGAAAUGAAAAAUAUAACAAUGGGUUUUGAAAAGGAUGAAUGUAAAUUACCAGAAGAUUGUUUAAUUCCGAUUGAGCAAGGGGAUGUAGCUGAAGAAAAAAGUCUAGAAAUUGUGACAUGUCCAGACAAAUCUAUCAGGAAUAUUGUAGAAAAUGUGACAUGUCCAGAUGAAUAUGUCAGUAUUGUCAGGAAUAUAGUAGAAUCCCAGGGCAAAUUGGAAUCAGAUAACCUGAGCCCUCAACAGAAUGAGACAGUGGUUAAUCAAGAAGAUGACCUAGUAGAAAAGAAAACAACUCUUGAAAAAAAGGUGCAAGCUAAUAAUAGCUCUGAAAGUUCACUUACUGGUGAAAUAAACAAACAAUCUUGUGCAAAUGUGGAAGGAAAUACUGGGGGGGAAAUUAAAGAAGUCCUCGAUGAAAACAUGCAAGAAAACGAGGGGACACAUCACAUGUUAAGUAGAGAGCAACUUCAUGACCUAAACAAAAACUUUACUAAAUCUAAGGAAAACUAUGAUUCUACCCAGCCCUUUGAAUUAAAUGUCAUGGAGAAUGAAAUUGAGAAGCUCACUCAAAAAGAAAUAAUAGAAAACUUUGGUGAUAAGCAACAGCUUGGAGAUUAUAGAAUGCAUGGGGUUUUUGAUGAGCUCCCAGUUUUGGAGACAGAAGUCCGAAAAUCACCAGAGCAGUCUCUUAAAGAAACUAACAAAAAAUCUCCUGAGCUUGGUAGUAAUGAAAUUGUUGUAAACAAAGGUUGUCAAGAUGAAAACAAUGCCAUGUCAAUGAAAUCUGGUGACCUGUCCGAGUCCCAACUGUGUGAGUUAGUUGCCGACAACUUUGACAUGAACAUGCUGGACGAUGAACAGCUCCAGGACACAGAGGAAGACAUGGCAUUUGGAGAGUCUCUCAGCCAUGGCAAAGCCCGGGCUGUGGAUGCCAUAGAUAAGAUGAUAGUGGAAGGAGAGCAAGGGGUUCAAAGAAUAACAGGCGAACUCUCGCUGAUCAACAAACAGCUGUUGAAGAUGAAACGAAGGAUAGAGAUGGCUCGUCAAGUAAUUGCACAGGUGCCAGUACCGCAGGAAAAUAGGUCAAGGUUCAGCUCGCUGGGAAGUUUUGGAUUUUUUAAAUGAUCUUCCAAUGACUCUGGAACCGGAAAUGUACUUACAAUACUUUCAUAGGGCAGAUUUAACUUCUUAUUGAAAGAUAACAUUCAAUUUUAGCAAGUCUUUACAGCAGGUUUAUUUAAGUUAUGUUUUAAAUUCGUUUUACUAUUUGUGUUUGAGGGUUUUUGUUAUUUGGGUAAAAGAAAUUUGCAUUCCCAUGAAUUAGUGUUAAAUUAUUGUUAUGUCUUGGAUUUUAAAUAAUAAAAUCCUUUAAGUUAUAAUUCUUUGUUAAUUGUACCGGUAUUUACUUAAAAUGGCUGGUAGACUUCUCUCCUUUUCACUGUCAUUGUCAUCAGCACAUAAUAUUUGCCUAAAAAUGCAGUCAUUUUUUUUUAUAUUUUCAUUUUUUUGUUACACAGAG